Molecule: messenger RNA, 663 nt
Organism: Drosophila arizonae
Lineage: Eukaryota; Metazoa; Arthropoda; Insecta; Diptera; Drosophilidae
Source: RefSeq, a predicted model, not a curated record
AUGUUGCCUCUUCUCCUGCUGGCUCUGGCAGUUGCAGUCGGAUGCAGUGCGUCCGAGGAGAAGGCGCUGCCGAAGCGUAGCAUUGGCGAUGUAUCCAUUCCCUGGGCAGCCACGAGUGGCGGACAAUUCGGCAGCGCCUGGAACACUGGCGGCUGGGCUGGCCAUCUGGCGGGCAGCAGUGCCGCCUGGAGUGCUGGACAUGCUCCGCUGAAGACUGCCCCGUCGCCCAGUGAAGUGGCCAAUGCCAUUGCGGCUGCCAAGCAGGCGUCGGCCAAUGUGCUGAUUGCCCAGCAGCAGAUGCAGGCGGCCAAGGAGAACGUGCUGAAUCAGCAGCGCAUUGCCAUGGAGAAGGAGACCCAUGCCGCACUCCUGACCCAGAAGUCGGAGGCAGCUGCGGCUGAGGCUGCCUCGGCGCUGCAGCGCUCCGCUCAUGCUGCCGCCGCCGAGAUCCAGAAGACCGAAUACGAAGCAGCCAAGUUCGGACAGUUCACACGUAACGGCAAUGCCGGCGCAGCCCAUCACCUGACGAUCAUCAAGGAUGCCGCACUCUCGCCCAUCACUGCCGGCACGAAUCAUGUGCCCAAUCUGGAGACCAUUGGCCUGACACCCUGGCUGCAUGGCAAUGCCCACCACAACCCAACUCCCGGCUCUGCCUGGUUGUAA